AUGGUCAACUCCUGUUGUGGCUCUGUCUGCUCUGAGGAGGGCUGUGGCCAAGGCUGCUGCCAGCCCAGCUGCUGCCAGACCACCUGCUGUAGGACCACCUGCUGUCGUCCCAGCUGCUGUGUGUCCAGUUGCUGUAGGCCCAGCUGCUGUCGUCCCAUCUGCUGUGCCCCUGCUGUCCGCCCUAGUUGUUGUGUGUCCAGCUGCUGCAGGCCCCAGUGCUGCCAGUCUGUGUGCUGCCAGCCUACCUGCUGCCGCCCCAGCUGCUGCCGCCCCAGCUGCUGCCGCCCCAGCUGCUGCAGGCCUAGCUGCUGCCGCCCUAGCUGCUGUGUGUCCAGCUGCUGCAGGCCCUCUUGCUGCAUCUCCAGUUGCUGCCGCCCCUGCUGCGGUAGUUCUAGCUGUUGUGGAUCCAGCUGCUGCCGUCCCACCUGCUGCAUUUCUAGCUGUUGCAGGCCUUCUUGCUGCCGCCCCAGCUGCUGUGUUUCCAGUUGCUGCAGGCCCCAGUGCUGCAUCUCUAGCUGUUGCCGCCCCACCUGCUGCCAGACCACCUGUUGCAGGACCACCUGCUGCCGCCCAGCAUGCUCCAGUGGUUCUUGCUGCUGA
This is a messenger RNA of Rattus rattus (black rat), 600 nucleotides long. Its product is annotated as keratin-associated protein 4-12-like. The coding region runs from base 1 to 600 and encodes 199 amino acids. The record is from RefSeq and is a predicted model, not a curated record. Gene Ontology annotation, cellular component: keratin filament. The transcript has 2 exons. NCBI's taxonomy places the organism in Eukaryota, Metazoa, Chordata, Mammalia, Rodentia, Muridae.